GGUAGCACUGGGCGGGGCGACCCCUUCCUCUCGACUGGUUCCACCCUCAGCAGAACUCCUAUAUAAGAAGAGGUAGAAGUGCACCUGAUCACAAGAUUGUCUGAUAAAGAAGCAGAAUGGCAGAUAAUACGUUCAGACCUGGUUACUACAUUGAGGUGGAGGGCUUCAUUCCGGUGGACUGUAAAGCGUUUACCAUAAACUUGGGAACGGAUGACAAUAAUUAUGUGCUACACUUUAACCCUCGAUUUGACACCAAUGGAGACAUCCGCAAGAUAGUCUUGAACACGAAGGUGGACGGUGUCUGGGGAGAUGGGAAGACCGAAAGCUUCUUCCCCUUCCAGGAGGGGUCAAACACCAAGGUUUCCUUCACGUUUGAGGAAGACAAGAUCAUCAUACAAUUACCUACCGGAAAUCCUCUCUCCUUUCCAGUCCGCUCGCCCAUAACGGGGAUCCCAUACUUGGCCGUGAAAAACCUCCAUCUGAAGUCCGUCAUAGUAAACUGAAGAAUCCCGAAACAGAGGAGUCACCUGUCCCACGUGUCCAUAUCCAGGCUCUGAGAAAUGGCCAUAGUGGACAAAGAGGGAAAGAUUUUUAAUCCUCAUUUGUAACCCCCCCGCCCCCCCCCCUCCGCCUCCAAUCUGCACCCUUGCUGCUCAUGUAACCAUACAUUGUGCUUUACUCAGUUCAUUUACUAGAAAUUCAUUUCAUCCACAUUUCAAAUAAAAUCCAAUGAGUUCUAUUGUGGCUGAUCAAACCAAUCAAUUUAUUAUUUAUUAAUAAUGACUUUGUAUUGAUUGCUGAAUUCGAUAGCAGAUCUGCUGCAUCACGCCCCCCUGCUGGAGGUUUGUUGCAUUACAUUUAAAUGGCACACAGCAACCAACAUUUUCUGUCUGAUUUCUUAUAUUUUCCAAUAAAAAAAAUUCUGAUCUUUUA
Molecule: messenger RNA, 933 nt
Organism: Rana temporaria (common frog)
Lineage: Eukaryota; Metazoa; Chordata; Amphibia; Anura; Ranidae
Product: galectin-1-like
Exons: 4
Coding region: 117-503 (128 amino acids)
Molecular function (GO): laminin binding; carbohydrate binding
Source: RefSeq, a predicted model, not a curated record